AAAACAAGAGAAGGGAACUUCUGGUUCCCCGAUCGCCGUCGCCUGCUUCUUUUCGAUCUCUCCCGACUCUAACACGCCUGAUUCAUGUGAUCGUGAAGCUUGCUGAUGAGCUCGUCGUUUGACAACAUUUUUUUAAUUUAAAAGUCAGCAAAUAGUAUGUGCGCUACUGUUAAAUUAGCAGAAGAAACGUCAAAAUGCAGCUGUUGUGAACGCGCUAUAUAAAUCAGAAUGUACUGUAUUGUACCAAGAACUAAACUGAGGCUCAGAGGGGAUCGAGCCUUUUCUGUUGCUGGUCCCUCUCUCUGGAAUGACCUCCCACUGAACAUUCUGCAGUCAUUCCACGACUUCUGCACCGUGAGACGGAUGUGCCAAACUGUCGUCCGCCAGCGUCCAAGCGGAGGAAACAAAAUACUGUACCAGUAACGUGUUUUGUAUUUUUUAACGUCACUAGACGAUGGCGAAAAUGUGCCGAACUCAUGUUGCGCGUGUGUGUGUGUUGACGAGUGACGUCCCGAUGAAGACGGGGGCGUCCCCCGCGCCCCCCUCCCCCAUGUCCGCAACUCGGAGCUUCCAGUUCAUAGAGGCGUUCUCGUGCAAUUUUCUAAGUCACAAAAUUCCGACUUGCCAUUGUCCGCGAAUGCAGCAUCAACGUACGUCACGAGAUCCUCGUCUUGCUAUUGGCUGAGUGCGAAAUUCAAACAAAAACCAGAAAGGCGUCCGCAACUGUUUCUUCGACGAGCAACUUUAGAAGAGAAGGAAAAUAGACAUUUUGUUUUCGUAUUUUAUUUUUAUUGACACAUUCAUAAUACCCGACAUCAAGAAAAUGGACGUGGCCUCCUGUUUACAGGUCUUUGAAAGCAGUUUCAGCUCGUACACGGGAGAUGACCCCUUGGACGUGUGGCUCAAGUUUGUGGAAUACUUGGACCAAAGUUUACCUGAAGCCGGCAGCAGUGAAAUGUCGGUGGUGCUCGACAGGCUGCUGCAGAACUUUCUCAGUGUGGAGCGAUAUGCCAACGAUGCCCGAUUUGUCAACGCGUGCAUCAGAUGCGCCGCGUACUACCCGGAGCCCAUCAACUUGUUCCAUCACAUCUUCAGUCAAGGAGUGGGCACCACGACGGCGGCGCUCUACGUGGCUUGGGCUCGGUGCUUUGAGCGCAAAGCCAUGACGGAGGAAGCGGACGCCGUUUACCGCCAAGCUGUGGAGAACCGAGCCCGCCCCGCCGAAAGCCUCAUGCGGGAGUACAGGCAGUUUCGGGCCAGAAGCAGAAGCCGGGAAAAGGUGUCGGGAGGAGUCGCCGAGCCGUCGUCAGGCGCCGCGCGGACGGCCGCUCCCGCGCAGGUGCCCGUCUCCUCGAUGAUCCCACUUCCAUUCGGAACCGAGAAUGACAGCCAAAGCAAAACGUGGAGGCGGAGCUCAUUGAACGCCGCAGCCGAGCUCCAAGCCAGCGGCGGUGUCUUAUCCGGCCACACAGUUUGGCGCGACGAGCGGCCGCUUGAGGUCAUGUACUCCAAGGACGCGCUGGCGUCGGAAGGAUCCGAGCUGUGCUUCGAGGAGGCGCGGGCGCGGACCUACUUGCGGAAGAGGAGGUUGAAGUGGGAGGCCGAGGAGCGGCUGAGACUGGAGCGUGUCGUGAGGGAGGACGAGGAGGCCGUGGCCAGGCUGCGGCGCCAACUCCACGACAUGGGGAGGGCGCUGAAGAUGUCUGCAACAGGAAGCCCCUCGGGCCGCCCCACCCGCCAGGAAGGCUGCGGCGGAUCGUCGGCCCGGGGCGACCUCAAUGCAUCACAGGCACGCGCGCUCGACGCUCCCGACAACUCGCCGAGCUGCCCGCACGCCGCUCCGUCGCACGUGCCCCCGUCGCCCACCGUCAACACGCGCGAGGCCCUGGAUGUGAUCAUGGGAAUGUUCCAGGCGCCCCCGCUGACCGAGGCCUCCUUGGAUGACACGUCAGCGUCGGUCCCCGGCGGGAGCCCAUCGGAUGAUGCAAACGGCUCCGACCCAACGGGCGGCUCCGCCGCCGCCGCCGCCGCGGAGCCCUUCACCGUCUACCAAGAUGACGCCAGCGCCAGCACUUGCCGCACGCUGAGCAAGAGCAGGGCGACGCGAGGCCGAGGCCUGUCCGACAAUUGGAUGCCCUUGACGUACGGCGGCGCGUCCCGGCGCUCCGCCGACACGUCGCGUGAUGGACGCCAGGAGGCGGCGGCGGAGGACGGGUGGAGCCAGCGGGACAAGGCGGGCGACGAGAUGGGCGCCUGGGCCGAGGGCUGGCCGGCGACGUGUCCCAACAACACGGCCGACUUUGCCCUAGCGGCGCGCUGCGUCUCCACGCCCUUUGCGCGCAAAGGGCUCGGCGAGGCUUCCCAGGGAGCAGCGGACGUGACGUGCGCCCGCAGAGAGGCCGACGACAACACUUUCAUCGGACGCUCGCACAAGCUCAGUCCCAUUAUGGAGCAGAGUCCGCCCGACGACAAGUCCUCCGCCGGUCAGCCGGCGUCCUCCUUCGCGGCGCACGCCGGGACCAUCCUGGGCGAGGGACUCGCCGCCCAUCGGCCGAGCAGCCGGUCCGCUGCGGCGGCCACCUUCUCCUUCGUAGACCGUACAACGCUGGGUCCCUCCGCAUCGGUCGGCGAAAACGCCCGCGACGCGGUUGCCAGCGUCCGGGCAAGCCCCGAAAAAGAGUGCCGUCAUCUCUCCGACGGCGCCGCCUCCGCGUCACGACCCGCCCGGCUGCCUUGCGGCCCCCGGGGCGCCGACCUCGACGCCGACUUCCCGUCAGCCGUGGGCCCGACGCCGCUCGCCGAGCGAAACGUGGCCGGAGGAGCUCAAGCGGAUCGGAGCCUCUGCGCGUCGCAGGAGAGCGCGCUCAACCCUUUCCGGGUCUUUGCCAACAACUCGCCGAGCCGCCCCCACGCCGCCGCGUCACGUCCGCCGUCGCCCACCGUCACCGUCAACACACGCGAGGCCCUGGAUGUGAUCAUGGGAAUGUUCCAGGCGCCCCCGCUGACCGAGGCCUCCUUGGAUGACACGUCAGCGUUGGUCACCGGCGGGAGCCCAUCGGAUGAUGCAAACGGAUCCGACCCAACGGGCAGCGCCGCCGCCGCCGCGGAGCCCUUCACCGUCUACCAAGAUGACGCCAGCGCCAGCGCUUGCCGCACGCUGAGCGAGAGCAGGGCGGCGCGAGGCCGAGGCCUGUCCGACAAUUGGAUGCCCUUGACGUACGGCGGCGCGGCGCGUGAUGGACGCCAGGAGGAGGCGGCGGCGGCGGAGGACGGGUGGAGCCAGCGGGACAAGGCGGGCGAGGAGAUGGGCGCCUGGGCCGAGGGCUGGCCGGCGACGUGUCCCAACAACACGGCCGACUUUGCCCUGGCGGCGCGCUGCGUCUCCACGCCCUUUGCGCGCAAAGGGCUCGGCGACGCUUCCCAGGGCGCAGUGGACGUGACGUGCGCCGGCGGCGAGGCUGACGACGAGCCUUUCGUCAGGCAUUUGCACAAGCUCAGUCCCAUCGUGGAGCAGAGUCCGCCUGAGCCGCAGCCUUCCGCCAGCGCCGCCGCUCAGUCGACGGCGCUCGACGGGACCGUCGUCGGCGAGCGGCUAAGCGCCCGGUCCGCCCCCCCGCCGCCGCCCGCGCUCUUCUGUGAAGACCGCAUGGAAAUGGGCACCCGCGUGGCCGCGCGGCCCGCUGACGUCCCGGUGGAUCGGCGGCGCCGUUCUCUGCCCUCCGCCGGCGAGCGCGCGGCAAGCCCCAAAAAGGAGCGCGGCGGUCUCUCCGACGCCGGCCGCCCGCCGUCCGAUCCCUGGAGCGACCGGCUCAUCUCCCACUUGCUGUCCAGGAUGAGCCCGCCGCUCACCUCGCACCCGCAAUGCGUCAGCUGGCGGCGCAGCCUCCCCGACAUCGGCGCCAAGAAGACCAUCAGCAUGGGAAAGGCGUCCCUGCGGGUGGACCGCGUCCUGGGCCAAGGAGCCUUUGCCACCGUUUACCAGGCCACCGACCCCGACAGCUGCGACAAGGUGGUGCUGAAGGUGCAGAAACCGGCCAAUAUCUGGGAGUUUUACAUCCACACGCAGCUGGACCGGCGCCUGCCUCCGAGCGUCCGUCACUUGUUCGGCCGCAUCCGCUCGGCUCACGUCUUCACCGACGGCAGCGUCCUGCUGGGCGAAGCGCACGGCUACGGCACCCUGCUGAACGCGGCAAACCUUUACAAAGGCGUCGGCGACAAAGUGAUGCCUCAGCCGCUCGUCAUCUACUUCACCGUCUGCAUCCUGCGAAUGCUGGAGGAAUUGCACGCCGCGCGCCUCAUCCACGCCGACGUCAAGCCCGACAACUUCAUGCUCGGGGAAAGGUUCGUGGAGAACGACGACUUUGAGGCGGACGAGCUCCGGCACGGCCUGGUCCUCAUCGACCUGGGCCAAAGCAUCGACAUGGACCUCUUCCCCCCGGGCACCGCCUUCACCGCCAGGUGCUUGACGUCCGGCUUCCAGUGCACCGAGAUGCUCAGCGGCAAACCUUGGAACUACCAGACGGACUUGUUUGGCGCGGCCGGGACGGUCCACGUGCUGCUCUUUGGGACCUACAUGCAAGUGGUGCAAGAAGACGGCGAGUGGAGGACCCGCGCCACCUUUCGAAGGAUGCCUCACGGCGACAUGUGGCUGCAUUUGUUCCGCACGCUGCUCAACGUUCCCGGCUGCCGUCCGGCCCUCGCCGACCUCGCCGACCUCCGCCGUCGUCUGAGCGCAGUUCUGCGGAGUGACUACCGCCACAAGAUGGCGUCGCUCAAGAGCCGCCUGCUGGUGCUCCUGCUGGAGAGCCGCAAGGCCGCGUGGCGGCAGUGAUUGAUUCCAAGUGCUGGCUUGUUUUUAAAAAAAAAAAAAAACUGGAAAAAAUCCUCUUGCUUGUCUCCUUUGAUGCGUUGAAACAAUAAAAACGUUGUUUUCUCCA
Messenger RNA from Hippocampus zosterae (dwarf seahorse), 4937 nucleotides. RefSeq names its product BUB1 mitotic checkpoint serine/threonine kinase (gene bub1). Gene Ontology annotation, biological process: mitotic spindle assembly checkpoint signaling; meiotic sister chromatid cohesion, centromeric; protein phosphorylation. Lineage: Eukaryota; Metazoa; Chordata; Actinopteri; Syngnathiformes; Syngnathidae. The transcript is spliced from 28 exons. Bases 824 to 4831 code for a protein of 1335 amino acids. Gene Ontology annotation, molecular function: protein kinase activity; ATP binding. The record is from RefSeq and is a predicted model, not a curated record.